AUUGUGUAGGGUCGAUGCUCUGCCGCAUCACUUUUGGUUUGUGAAAUAUGUAUGCGCUUCAUGUGAACGUGAAGAAGGCCAAUAACUUGAAAAAUAUCGAAAUCUCAGGGAAGAGUGACCCUUACGUCGUUGUCGAUUUUCAAGGACAAAAACAGAAAACAAAAGUUAUUGAUGACGAUUUAAAUCCGAUAUGGAACGAGGAAAUAAUAAUCGAUUUAAAAGGAAAGCCUUUAGCUGCUUCCGACAACGUAUUGAUCAAAGUAAUGGAUUUCGACAAAGUUACACCAGACAAAUUCAUGGGACAAGCGUUGAUUCCGUUACAUUGUGUUUUGUCAACAACAGCUGAAGUACCUAUUUGCGUGGUACUACAGAAUAAAAAACAUCAAGAUACCAUGUCAACAAUUGAAUUGUCACUACGCUAUGAACUUCCACAAAACACGAAGGGAUUAGCCAGUAAUGAAAUAGAACAAGGCGGCGUAGGCGAUAAAGUGGAAGCUGGUGGCGCUGGUGAUGCUGGUGUAAGAGUUAGUGCGGGUAAAGGGACUGAAAUGAAUGAAAAAGAUACACUUGAUGAUGAACUGGGUGCAGGUAAACGUAAAAAGAAACUAAGUGGUCUGGCAGUCCGUCCCCAAUAUUCAACCAAGAAACAAGAUUUUCAAAUUCGUGUCAAAGUUAUUGAAGCUCGUCAAUUACAAGGUGCUAAUAUAUCACCAAUAUGUAAAAUUACGUGCUGGAAAGAAAGUAAAGAUACACGUGUUCGAAAUUCUACAAAUUCACCAUUUUGGGACCAGACAUUUUUUUUCAAUUUCUUCGAUUCAGCUGCCGAAAUGUUAGAUCAACAAUUAGUGUUCACAGUUUACGAUUCACGUCGUCUUCGUCGUGAUUCAAUGAUUGGUUCUUUCAAAUUCGAUUUAUCAAUAGUUUAUGAAUGCGAUCGUCAUGCAAUGUUAAAUAAAUGGUUGCUACUAUGUAAUCCCGAAGAUCCAAUGUCUGGUGCUAAAGGUUAUUUAAAAAUAUCAGUUGUUAUUCUAGGGCCUGGAGACGAAGCUCCGAUUAUGAAAGUUGGUGAAUCCGAUGAGAAAGAAGAUAUUGAAGGAAAUCUUCUACGUCCUGCUGGUGUUCAAUUGAGACCAGCAAUUUUUAAAAUUCUUUUAUAUAUGGCUGAAGAUUUGCCAAGAAUGGAUUCAGAUGCUUUUAAAGGAAUCAAGAAUUUACUUUCUACAUCCGAUGAAGAAAAAGAGUUUGUGGAUCCCUACGCACUUGUUUCAUUUGCUGGGAAAUCGAUUAAAUCUAGUACAAAAUAUGGAACAGAUCAUCCUGAAUGGAACGAAGAGAUUACAAUGAACAUUCAGUUCCCGUCAAUGUGUGAGAAAUUGAAAUUUACGUUCUUUGAUUGGGAUCGUAUUGGUUAUAAUGAUCCUAUAGGAACUGGGGUUAUUUCUAUAUCACAAAUUUCUGCUUUUCGUGAUGACACUGAUGGCUUCUUACCAACAUUUGGUCCAAGUUUUAUCAAUCUCUAUGGUUCUCCAAGAGAAUACAGUGAUCUUCCGGACAAAUACGAAGCAUUAAACUUAGGCAAAGGACAAGGUGUAGCAUAUCGUGGUCGUGUUUUGUUAGAGUUAUCAACUGAAUUAUUAGAUGAACCAACAGCUGAUUUGGUUAAACCAUUGGAACAAGAUAAAGUCGCAAGAAUCCAGAAAUCCUUAAGAAGAAGAAAAUACCAGUUGUAUGUUGCAUUUUUAUCAGCAACAAUGAUUGAAGAAAAAUCUGACGGACCAAUUGAAUUUGAAAUCAGUAUCGGUAAUCAUGGGAAUAAGUUGGAUGAAUCGGUCACACCAUGUGCAUCAACGACACCACCAACAAAUCCUGUAUCAGAUGGAUUACAUUACUACUAUUUACCAUGGGCUGAUGAUAAACCAUGCACUAUGGUUGAUUCUCAAUGGGAAGAUAUAUCAUUUCGUUUAGGUGCAGUUAAUUUAUUAUUGAGAAUUGCUGAUCAUUUGGAGAGAGGAAUCAGUCAUUUAAUGGUUGCCAUUAAAGCAAAUCUCCCAAUAGAAACUCAAGCACAAUUGGCAAUCUCUUCAUUAGAUGAAUUUAUUAUGGAUUGCAAUCAUGCCUUACCACAAUGGGAACCUGAGAAUAUUCCUCAAAAUGAAAUGGAUAUACAUUUACGUAAAUUACGUGAAGAUCAAUUAAAUACAUUACGUGAGCAAGCAAUAAAUACAAGAGAAACUGUUUCUGAAAUUGAUGAUGCAUUAAAAGAAUUGAAAUCUUAUCGAGAAACUAUUCUUAAUUUGGCAAUCGAACCACAAAUGAGUAUACCAGAUAUUAUAAUAUGGAUGUUAAGCGGUGGUAAGCGUACCGCUUAUCACAGAAUACCAGCUCAUGAAGUGUUAUACCAUGACAAUGAAGAUUACCGGGGAUUAAAAUGUGGUACAGCACAAACAAUCAAUUUAAAAAAACCCACCUUAUUGAAAGAUGAAAACAAGCCAGAAUGGAAAAUUCCGGCUCAGUUACGUGUUGUUGUAUGGUUUGGUUUAGAAAAGGACCGUACUGCAUGGACAGAAUCGCAUACUGAGGCAAAACUCCAAGUUGUUGCAGAAACGUAUGAAAAUCAAGCAUCAAUUGUUGGUAAUUGGGUGACUAAACGACCACCGUUAACACGUCCAUCAUGGUCUGAUAAUACUGGCCGAAUUGAAUUACCCAAGGAUUCUAUUCAAUUACCAACAGGUUGGGAAUGGAUUGGUGAUUGGUAUGUUAGUCCAGAGUUAUCGUUGCUUUAUAAAAAGGAUGCAGGAAAAACAAGUUUUGUUGAAGAAUUAUUCUAUAAUGAAUUUCGUACCCCAACAAGUCCAUGGAAAGUUGCUGAACCUGCAUAUACUGAUGCACAAGGAGAAGUGAAAGGUGAACCAAAAACAGUUGAACUACCAAGUGGCUGGACAUGGGCUGAUGAUUGGAAAAUUGAUUACAAUCGUCCAUGUGAUGAAGACGGUUUUGAGUAUACCGUAGAAGCAUCUACAGGUGGUUAUGUUGCAGCUGAAAAACUUUAUCAUAUGUUUCGUAGGCGACGACUAAUACGGUCACGGAUACUUGGUGAUGUUGGUGUACCUGUUAAACAAGAAGUACUAAGACAAGUGAUAGCACAUGAUCAACAAUCUCGUUUAUCAUUAUUACAAAGUUUAAGUACGGAACCAGCAGAAGCAUGGGAGUAUGCAUUCAAUUUCGAUUCAAAAUUCCAUACAAAAGAACGUAAAGUUGAUAUGGUUCGACGCAGACGCUGGCAUCGUGCUUUAGCGCCAAAAGAUCUAAGUUCAGAGACUAGUUCAUGUGUUUUACAAAUACGAGGCAGUUCAAAACAAGUGGAAAGUAGCAUGAAGUUGAAAAAAAAAGAGAAUCUCACUGUUCCAAGGAUGUUCAUGCGCUUCAGAACUUCUCAUAUCUGGCAUUUACGAGCAUAUAUCUUCCAAGCACGCAGUGUUUUAGCAGCUGAUCAAUCUGGCCUAUCUGAUCCGUUUGUGCGAUGUUCAUUUCAAGGGCACAGCCAAGAAACACAAAUUAUCCAACAAACUUUAUGCCCAACAUGGGAUGAAACAUUAAUAUUUGAACAUAUUGAAAUGUGUGGUGAUCCGAAAACAAUACUUUCAGAUCCACCACCAGUUAUGAUUGAGCUAUUUGAUUAUGAUCAAUUGAGUUCAGAUCAUUUCUUAGGCAGAUUACAGAUCACUCCUGCUGUUCGUCUAGACACAGAAACCACAUGGGCAAAUGUACUUCAAUGGUAUACAAUAGAGAAAAAUCGCAAAAAGGGUGGUGAAAUAUUGGCUGCUUUCGAGUUGAUUCUGCUUGAUGGCAAAUCUCCACCACCACCACCUACACGUCGUGGUACUUUAUUCAAUGUACCCGAAGGUAUACGUCCCGUACUCCAACGUACCGGCAUUGAAAUUCUUUGUUGGGGUGUUCGGGCAAUGCGUAAAUAUAAACUAGCUAGUGUUAAUUCACCGUCAGUAGAAUUUGAAAUCGGUGGUAAAGUAGUUGAAUCAACAAUCAUAAAAAGUGUGAAAAAAAAUCCAAAUUUUGCAUCGCCACUAUUAUUCUUAGAUGUUUUAUUGCCAAAAGAAGAAAUUUAUUUGCCACCAAUGAAUAUAUGUGUACGUGAUCAUAGAGCAUUUGGACAGAAACCAAUGGUUGGUGUACAUGUUUUAACAGAUUUUCAAGAAUUCAAAGUACCAGCGAGAACAUCACAAACAGAUGUUUUAAUGGAUAUACAAGCCUUAACUGAUAUUGCUUGUACAACACAAGAGCCUUGUCUGGCUGAACCUAAAGUAGAGCUUCAAUCACCAGUUAAAGGCAAAUCGAAACAGAAGAAAAAAUUUAUGGAUCUUAAACAAAUUGAUGAUAAAAUAGAUUGGUGGUCGAAAUUCUAUGCAUCGAUUGGUGAAUGGGAUAAAUGUUUAAAAUAUAAAGAGUUUGGUUAUGAUACAAUUUGUGUUUAUCCUCAUCCAUUGGAAGAAGUGGAAGGAUUUAAUGGAUUUACGGAUUUCUGUAAUACAUUCACGUUAUCAAGAGGUAAAAAUGUUGAUGAAGAUGAAGAUAAUUAUGCCGGUGAAUUUAAAGGGACAUUUCGUAUUUAUCCAUUACCAGAAGAUCCAAAAGAACAAUUACCUGUACGUUAUUUUGAGAAAUUAAGUGUAUCUUCUGAUCCGGAAGAAUGUAUGUUACGUGUUUACAUUAUACGCGCGAUUGAUUUACAACCAUCAGAUUCAUCAGGUUUGGCUGAUCCUUAUGUGGAAAUCAUUGUAGGUCAGCAUAAAGUUAAUUCGAAAGAUAAAUAUCUUCCAAAUACUUUAAAUCCAGAAUUCGGAAAAAUGUUCCAAAUGAAGUGUAUUUUACCCAUUGAAAAAGAACUACAUGUUAUAGUGAAAGAUUAUGAUGCAGUUGGUGCAGAUGAUGUAAUAGGUCAAACAGAUAUUGAUUUAGAAAACAGACGUUUAACAAAAUAUCGAGCUACAUGUGGCCUACCACAAUCUUACUGUGUUUCUGGACCAAAUCAAUGGAGAGAUUCAAAAUUACCAAGUGAAAUAUUACUAGCUGUAUGUGAUAGUUACUCAUUACCAGCGCCACAGUACGGAGAAACAACAGACAUUAAACCAAAUCCAAGUUGCCGUGUUGGUCAACGCGUAUUUGUAUUGGAAGAUUUUGAACGUGGUAUGGUACCAAAUCCACAUUUAGGACCACCGAAAGAACGUUUGGCCUUACAUAUUUUAAAUAAACUUCCAUUGGUAAAAGAACAUGUUGAAACGAGGUUGUUGUAUAGUCCAUUACAGCCUAAUAUCGAACAGGGUAAAUUGCAAAUGUGGGUUGAUAUAUUUCCAACAUCCUUAGGUGAACCUGGACCACCAUUCGAUAUUUCACCAAGAGAACCAAAUGAAUAUAUACUGCGUUUAGUUGUAUGGAAUACAUUUGAUGUUGUAUUAGACGAAAAAUCAAUAACUGGUGAACAGAUGUCUGAUAUUUAUGUUAAAGGGUGGUUAUCUGGUUUAGACGAUCGUCAAAAAACUGAUGUUCAUUAUAGAUCAUUAAACGGUGAAGGGAAUUUCAACUGGCGUUUCGUAUUUCCAUUUUUUUACUUACCAGCUGAAAAUAACAUAGUUGUUAAACGUAAGGAACACUUUUGGUCUAUGGAUGUUACAGAACAACGUGUUCGUCCACAAUUAGUAAUGCAAGUUUGGGAUAAUGAUUUAUUUUCACCGGAUGAUUUUAUUGGGACAUUAGAAUUAAAUUUAUCUAAUAUGCCUAGUCCAUCAAAAACACGUAGUAAAUGUUCACUGAACAUGUUGCAAUCCGUUGGCAAUGAAACGAAAUUGGUUAACCUAUUUGAAUGUCGACGACUGAACGGAUUUUGGCCAUUUGUUAAUGAAGAAAGUGGAACUCCACUUUUAACUGGUAAAAUCGAAAUGGAAAUGGAAUUGGUAACAAAAGCAGAAGCCGAUCUUCGACCAGCUGGUAAAGCACGUGAGGAUCCAAAUGAAAAUCCUCACUUAGAACAGCCAAAACGUCCAGAAACGUCAUUUUUAUGGUUUACAUCACCGUGGAAAACAUUCAAAUUCAUUAUAUGGAAAAAAAUGAAAUGGGUGAUUAUCGCGUUAUUGAUCAUUCUCAUCAUUGGCUUAUUAAUAGUAUUAUUUGUAUAUGCUAUACCGCCACUUUUGGCGAGGAAAAUGGUUGGAGUUUAAAUGGUCGUUACGAGACCCUUGAUUAAUAUUUUUUAAAAUUCACUCUUAAUUGCUAUUUUACUUCAAGCUUAUUAUAUUUAAAAUAAAACUGACAAUAAUUUGUUAAAAUUUCAUGAACAGUCAUUUAUUCUUUCGAAUAAGAAAGAACCUGUUUUAAACGAGAAUUUUGCAACCGGGAAAAUCCACUUUAUUCUCUGUUUGUUUUUAUCCAAAAAUAAAAUAGGUUUUAUGAUCUGAAUGAUAUGCAUAAAGGACACAAUCAAAUUUACUUUAUCAUGUGUGUGUUCUCUUUUGGAAAUUGUGAUAUCUGGUUUUAAUCCAGUUAUAUCAACACUUCCACUCAGAGUGGAAUUUUUGAAAACUCUUAUUUAUUUUAAAAAGAGGAAAAAAACCUACAGAAAUCUUCUAGUAAUUUGAUUGAAAGAUCUUAAUGAAGUCACUUUUGUUUUUCUUUUGAUCUUUCAUCAAUUCUUAUCUAACAUGUAAUACAGAGUUUCGAAAAAAAUAUAAUUACAUACCACUAUAGGUGAUGGUAAAGUUCAACUGGGAAUGGUUGAUUUCCCCUCCUAUAAUCAACCCACUUACUCGUAUCUUAUUUAAGUAGUUCAACGAAAUGAUACCAAAAUUGGUUCACGUCUUCCAAUUAAAUUGGCUACUAAGUAGGAAAUAACCCAUCUUCAUUUCUUCCUCGACAAAUAAUAAUAAUAUUUCUUCAGUUUUGGCCUUUUUUAAGUAUGCAAACGAGAAAAAUAUUCCAAUUUCUUAUUUUUGAAAACAUUAUACACUUUCAUUAUGGUUAAAAUAUAUGUUUCAAUUUAUUUUUAUGCAAUGAUCACGUACUGUUUUUAAAGUCAAUUUAGCUAAAUAAAAAUUCUGGACGCAAAAAAUUAUCAUAAAAGGCUAUUUCUUAUUUGAGUGUGGCCAUUAAGCAGACAAGCGACGAGGAAAUAGAAUUCUAGGAACAUAUCUACAUGGUUAGCUUCGACGGUAAUGUCCAAAACCAAAUCACCAAUUUAUGGGACACAAUACUACCAAAAUUCAUAAAACCACAAAAUUCCGUGGAAACAUUCCCUCGUCUAAUUUAUUGCAGAGCGAUUAAGUCACGUAAACAUGAAAUAAUGUGGGGAAAUGUAAAUAAACAUGAUGGUGAUGCAGUAAGGUUACAUGGUCUGAGUGUUAAAAACACAACUUUGUGAAACGUUGACAGGAUAUGCGCAAAUAAACAAGAGGUGUAUAACACUUAAUUAUAAUGUGCACAGGAUACAAUAAUUAAAACGUCUUUGCAAUAAAUGUAAUGAUGUAUGAAACAACUAAGUG
Molecule: messenger RNA, 7547 nt
Organism: Schistosoma guineensis
Lineage: Eukaryota; Metazoa; Platyhelminthes; Trematoda; Strigeidida; Schistosomatidae
Source: the annotation of a GenBank genome assembly